CCCACAACUAUUAUCAUCACAACACACACAAAUCCAAACAAGAAUAACAAAAUCUUUCUCUUAAAAAAAUUCUUAUUUCAAGACAUCAAAGGAGAAGUAAUGGAGGCAAUGAAGAUGAAGAUGAUGAUGUUUGUUAUGGUUGUUGCGGUGGCUUUUUCAGCUGCGGCAGCUGCCACCGUGGAAGCUCCAGCUCCAAGCCCAACUUCUGAUGCUGCUAUGUUUGUACCAGCAUUGUUUGCAUCUGUUGUUGCUUUGGCAUCUGGUUUCAUCUUUUGAUCAUUCUUUUUAUUCUCUAUUAUUUAAUUGUAUUUGUUAAUGAGUUUGUGUGAUUUGAUUCUAUUGUUUAGAAUGUUGCAUUCCUAAUGUAACCAUCCGUUUCUCUAUGUAUCUAUGUGUAUCAUCAAUUCAUCAGACAGUUUAUGAGAUCGUUUAUUUUUAACA
Messenger RNA from Arabidopsis lyrata subsp. lyrata, 441 nucleotides. RefSeq names its product arabinogalactan peptide 21. NCBI's taxonomy places the organism in Eukaryota, Viridiplantae, Streptophyta, Magnoliopsida, Brassicales, Brassicaceae. The record is from RefSeq and is a predicted model, not a curated record. Bases 100 to 276 code for a protein of 58 amino acids. The transcript has a single exon.